This is a messenger RNA of Haliaeetus leucocephalus (bald eagle), 1629 nucleotides long. RefSeq names its product ribonucleoprotein, PTB-binding 1 (gene RAVER1). The transcript is spliced from 9 exons. The annotation marks the transcript as partial. Gene Ontology annotation, molecular function: RNA binding. NCBI's taxonomy places the organism in Eukaryota, Metazoa, Chordata, Aves, Accipitriformes, Accipitridae. The record is from RefSeq and is a predicted model, not a curated record.
UUAUUCUUAUUGAAAAUCCCGCUGUUUAUCCAGGAAGUCCACGAUCUGCUGAGCGACUACGAGCUGAAAUACUGCUUUGUGGACAAAUACAAAGGGACUGCGUUUGUCACCUUGCUCAACGGGGAGCAGGCAGAAUCAGCCAUCAAAAAAUUCCACCUGAGCAAGCUCCGGGAGAAGGAGAUUUCGGUGCAGCUGCAGCCCACAGAUGCCCUCCUGUGUAUCGCCAACCUUCCCCAGCUCUACACCCAGCAACAAUUUGAGGAGCUGGUCCGACCUUUCGGCAACCUGGAAAGGUGUUUCCUGGUCUACAGCGAGAAAACGGGACACUCCAAAGGUUAUGGAUUUGUGGAAUAUAUGAAAAAGGAUUCGGCGGCCAGAGCCAAGUCGGAUCUGCUGGGGAAACAGCUGGGCACGCGGACUCUCUACGUCCACUGGACGGACGUCAACCAGUUGACGUUAGACCUUCUCCAUUCCAAGUGCUUGUGUGUUGACAAGCUGCCCCACAACUACGCCGACCUCGAGGAGCUGCGACAGGUCUUCUCUGCCGCCUGUGCCCCGGCUUUUUGCCAGCUGGCCUACGGUCAGGACGGGCAGCUGAAAGGCUUCGCGGUCCUGGAGUAUGAGUCGGCGGAGAUGGCAGAGAUGGUUCAGCAGGCUACAGAUGGUUUGCCGCUCGCUGGGAAUCAUGUCCGAGUCUCCUUCUGUGCUCCUGGCCCUCCCGGCCGUAGCAUGUUGGCCGCCCUGAUAGCCGCGCAGGCGACGGCAUUAAAUCGUGGGAAAGGGCUCCUCCCCGAGCCGAAUAUCCUCCAAAUUCUCAACAGCCUGGGAAAUCCUGCUUCCCUCCAGCUGUUGCUCAACCCCCUGCUCCACGGGGCGGUCGGAGGAAAACAAGGAAUCCUCGGCGCCGCUCCCUCCGUGCCGCUGGUGACCAACCCGGCCCUCUCCACGGCUCUCCUCCAACUCGCGCUGCAGAACCAAACCCAAGUGCAGCAGAAGCCGGGGAUCCUGGGUGACUCGCCGCUGAGCUCCUUGCCCCACCACGGUGCCCUGGGUUUGGCCAACGCGCCGGCGCAGCCCCCCAGCCAGCUCUUGGGAGAGCUCUCCUCAGGUGGCCCCUUGCCCGGUGACAUGGCACAGGGACAUGUAAAAUCACCAAUUUUGCCUUCUGGAAACGUACCCUUGGCUUCUUUCCUGGGACCGGUGGGAGUAGAUCGGGAAAAUGCAGUGUUGGGGACGCAGGUGCCUCAGCUCACCCCUCCCGCCGUCACCCCCCCAGCUCUUCAGGGUCUCACCACCUCCAUUUUGGGAUCCGUCAUCAGCGGUCUCCAGAAACCAAAGCAGAGCGAGAAUGGACCUCCCGCCUCCGGGGUCUCGCUCCUGGGGGAGCCCCCCAAAGAUUUCAAGAUUCCUCUCAACCCCUACCUGAACCUGCACAGCCUCUUGCCAGCAAACAGCCUGGGAGGUGCCGCCAACAAAGGGUUUAAUCUGAAAGCCGGCGUUUUGGGGAGCGUUUCCAAUCCCCGGAUCUCCCAGCCCUCCCUGGCCGACCCACUCCUACCCUCACCUGGGCUGGCUGCAGAUGGCUACGCCUUUGAUUACCAGCCGGUGGGUGCACAGCAGGGGGGUUAG